Molecule: messenger RNA, 1017 nt
Organism: Phalaenopsis equestris
Lineage: Eukaryota; Viridiplantae; Streptophyta; Magnoliopsida; Asparagales; Orchidaceae
Product: transmembrane emp24 domain-containing protein p24delta9-like
Exons: 4
Coding region: 82-744 (220 amino acids)
Biological process (GO): endoplasmic reticulum to Golgi vesicle-mediated transport; intracellular protein transport; Golgi organization
Cellular component (GO): Golgi apparatus; endoplasmic reticulum; endoplasmic reticulum-Golgi intermediate compartment
Source: RefSeq, a predicted model, not a curated record
AAAAAUAUGUUACUCAUUCUGACUCGGUUUUAGUUGUAGUAUUGGAUCGAAGGAACAGACCCUUGCAUCUACCGAUCGAGCAUGGAGAAGAAUGCGAGCUGCGGUGGUGCUAGAUCCAUGACAAAUCUCCGCCUCUUCUUGAUCCUCGCUCUGACGCCUCUCUCCCAUGCUCUUCGCUUCGACGUGCAAUCGGGUCAAACCAAGUGCAUCUCCGAAGACAUCAAGUUGAACUCCAUGGCUGUUGGCAAGUACUCGGUCAUCAAUCCAUUCGAGAAUCAGCCCCUCCCGGACUCCCACAAGAUCACCGUCAGGGUCAGUUCUCCAUACGGAAGCAGUAUACACCACGCCGACCACGUCGAUUCUGGUGAUUUUGCUUUCACGUCCUCAGAGGCGGGCGACUAUCUAGCCUGCUUCUGGACUUCUGAUCACAAGCCGCCCGCUACCAUAACCAUCGAGUUUGAUUGGAGAACUGGGGUGGCUGCGAAGGACUGGACAUAUGUCGCCAAAAAAGGCCAGAUUGAUGUUAUGGAGCUGGAACUAAAGAAGUUGGAGGAUACUGUGAAGUCCAUUCACGAUGAAAUGUUCUAUCUUCGUGAAAGGGAGGAAGAAAUGCAAGAAAUGAACAAAGCAACAAAUUCAAAGAUGGCAUGGUUGAGCUUCCUUUCCCUAAUUGUUUGUCUAUCAGUUGCUGGAUUGCAGCUAUGGCAUCUGAAGACCUAUUUUGAGAGAAAGAAGCUUCUUUAGUUCAGUUUGGACUUGUUAAUUAUUUUUGUGGCAUCUCUUGUCUGGUGGUGUAGUGUCACAACCAAAAGAGAAACUUAUAACAACUUAAAAUACAGUCAACCAAUUUUUAUCCUGCAAACCUUUUGCGACUUUUUUUUCUGUUUUAUUUGCUCGACAUGUGAUACCAUGUAACUACUGCAGCUUUCUCUAUGUGCAGGGAGCUAAGAAUAGAAUGAUAUGAUGACGAUUCAUUAUUAUCACAUUUUCUUAUCCAGCUCAGAUAAUAAGAGGUUA